AUGGGUAAAAAACGCAGCGCCAACGAUCGACGUCGAGUGCGCGGCAUGCCCGGGCAAGCACCAGCUGAGCGGGAGCGUCGGCUGAUUCGGCACAAGGAAAGGGAACUACGCGCUGGAUUGCUACGUUUGCGCGCGCUCGAUCGUGUCGACUACGUUGCAGCUGUCGACGAGAGCGACGCGUGUUUCCGGGAAGUGCGUCGACUCGCUGUGACGCCAAAAGGACUCGUGUCGGACGAGUUUCGAAAGGAAUUGUGGCCGUUUCUAUUGGGUGAAAGUGGCGCCAGCCACACAACGCGAUUGGCGGAUACGAUUCUCAAUGGGAAGAGCUCUGCUGAAGCCCAUCGGGAUGCCGCGCAAGUGGAGAAGGACGUGGAGCGAUCGCUGUGGCACUAUGACGUGUUGCAAGGGAUGAAAGAAUCGGAGCGUCGCGUGAAGCGCCAGGCAUUGAUGCAGCUGAUACUGCACGUCCUGGACGCAAACGACGAGCUGUUUUACUUCCAAGGGUACCACGACAUUGUGUCGGUGUUUCUACUGACGCUGGGCACGUCGGACACAACGUUGCGCGUUCUUCAGAAGGUGAGCGAGACGUACCAUCGCGAGACCAUGCGGGAAGGACUGGAGCACGUGAUGUCUAUCACGCGGUUACUGUUUCCACUGCUGAAUGCAGCGGAUGAGCUGCUGGUCCAGCAUUUGCACGAGUCUGGGGUGGAGCCUUAUUUCGCUUUGCCCUGGAUGAUUACGUGGUUCGCGCACCAGCUAAAGCGCUUCGAAGAUGUGGCUCGCUUGUUUGACGUGUUUCUCGUGACUCACCCGCUCUUCAGUCUCUACGUGUCCGCCGCGGUUUGUCUGGAGUCGAGAGAGGCGAUUCUCCGAUGCGAAUGCGAUUUUGGCACGAUGCAUGGCAUGCUGUCGAAUUUACCACUUUCUAUGGACAUCGAGAAGGUGAUUGCACGCGCUCUUGUCUUGUUCCACCAGUUGCCGCCAACGCAGCUCCAACAGCGAUGUGAAGUGGAGAUCGCCUCAACCACCAGCUCGAAUGUGUUCACUGUCGAGUUUCCUUACGAGUACCAACCGUGGCCAAGUGUAACUACACCCAUGUUAGAGGAAGUUUUGCCAUUACCUCCUCGUCGGUCAAGUGACGGAAACAAAGCGGGUUUCGUAAUGGUCUCUUGGCAGGUUUCUACUGUCGUCGCGGCUGUAUCAAUUGGUGUCAUGGGGGUAGCGUCUGCGUACUUCCUUCGUGAUCAAGCCGGAUAG
Peronospora matthiolae is the source of this 1257-nucleotide messenger RNA. The record is from the annotation of a GenBank genome assembly. NCBI's taxonomy places the organism in Eukaryota, Oomycota, Peronosporomycetes, Peronosporales, Peronosporaceae.